AUGCAUUUGUGGGAGUCCCUAGAAUCGGCUACCACCAGCCACGUAUUCUUGCAGGUGCAAACGGACACAAAUUCGAGCUGUUCGUCCACGGACGACGAAGUCGAUGAGGCACGAGACGAGACAGACGGGGACGGCGCCUCGCCGUCGGUUGUCUCCAGUGGCAACGGAGAGGCGCUUCACGAUACCGAGGCGCGAGUUCUGCGGGAGAUUGAAGCCCUCGCCAGCACCGCGCUCCAGCUUCCAGGCGGGCUGACGUCGACCGACAAGCAACCCACCCUGCCUCCUCCCCUCGUGGGACACGCCAAUCCGAUCGCGUCGAGUAACCGCAACAGCGCCGCCAGCCUUGACAGUGGUCGUGGCUCCGCCUACGCCACCAGCUCUGACGGAACGAAAACGGUUUCCACUGGUGUUUCUGCGACCUUUCCCCAGCCCUACCACCACGUUUCCACGUCGGUGGACUACGGACAAGCCAAGUGCCCCCACCUGGCAUCGGGUGCAACACCACCGUACUACAUGUCUCCCCCGGCCAGUCUCUGUUCGCCGUCACGUCGCACGCCGCAGGGCUACCACCGGACACCGUCUGCUCACCCCUCCGCCUCCACCUGCUCUUCCGCCUCCUCCGCAUCCUCUGGUGCCUCCUCCGGGGGUUCUUCCUGCAGUUCCUGCAGUGGCGCAAGCGGCAAUGUUUCCAGCGAUCGGACGCCCGUCGAACUCCUCGUCAACUGGCUCUCGUCUGCCGGUUUCUCUGACUACACCACCUGCCUUGUGUCGGCGGGUUACGAUUUGAGCACACUGCGCCGGGCCACACCGGAGGACCUUAACGCCUGUGGUGUCACUAAUCCCCGCCAUCGACAGCAACUGCGUGCCCGACUGAGCCGUCUGCAACUGCCCGAAAAUCUUCCAGAUCACAUACCGGUUUCUGUAUUUGAGUGGCUUUCAAUCCUCAACCUGACCAAUUACUGGCCGGCGUUCCAGUCCCAAGGCCUGCUCACAUUCGAAAAGAUCUCCGUGCUCACGUGGGAGGAUUUGGAGGAAAUCGGGAUCACGAAAUUGGGUCAUCAGAAGAAGCUGAUCCUGGCUGUGGAACGACUUCGACGAGCACUGGCAAAGCGCGACGAAGACCAGGCUGGCGGAGGCGAUUCCCUCACAAGGCACUGUCGCGCCCAGAAGCACCAGGUCCUUUCAUCUCCAAGUCACUCAGCCACCGCGGCAGUUCCAGUCGUUGAGGAGGCGGAAGGCGGAGACGGUGGGCUGCCCGAUCCCACUCCACCGCCACCCCCUGCCUUCCAGGAUCCCCCGCUGCCUGGUCGGAAGACCUCAGUGGACUUUUCGGCGGCGUACGGGUCGUCAGGAUCGUCUCACCACCGACACCACUUCUCGACAAGCUACCUAACCGAUGUGGAGCGUGUUCCUGCGGGUGAUGGGGUUGGCGGUGAAGGCAGCACCAAGUCGGAUCCCCUUCCGCGCAGUGCAAGAGAGGGGGGCUCUGAGGAGCAAUCCGAAGGCACUCACAAGAGCCUUCAACACCCCCCACAACCGCCCUUCUCUGACGUUUUUCUGCCGACGAGGCAACGGCAUCGUGCCGCUACCGCCGCCGCUACCUCUGCUACCCUCGCCAUUCCUGUUUCCGUCGCGAACCAGAUGAUUCCUCCACUUGCGAGUGGGACCGCGAUGGACAAGGACUUGCAGGACAUGCAGGACAUUCGCUCGAUGCUGGACAAGCUGAGUGAACACCUGGUCCCCCGUGGUUCGCCAUGA
Messenger RNA from Mesocestoides corti, 1758 nucleotides. Lineage: Eukaryota; Metazoa; Platyhelminthes; Cestoda; Cyclophyllidea; Mesocestoididae. The record is from the annotation of a GenBank genome assembly.